Molecule: messenger RNA, 6421 nt
Organism: Sabethes cyaneus
Lineage: Eukaryota; Metazoa; Arthropoda; Insecta; Diptera; Culicidae
Gene: Utx
Product: histone demethylase UTY
Exons: 10
Coding region: 1256-4984 (1242 amino acids)
Biological process (GO): regulation of gene expression
Cellular component (GO): MLL3/4 complex
Molecular function (GO): protein binding; chromatin DNA binding; histone H3K27me2/H3K27me3 demethylase activity
Source: RefSeq, a predicted model, not a curated record
CGGAUAAGAGACUCUCACUAGCAGCAGUAGCAGUAGCAGCAGCAGCAGCAGCGAUUCUAAGAUUGGAUUGUUCAUGUGGUGCGUUUGACGAAGAUAUUUUUUCUCUGUACAAUAGCGAGCCAAACGAGAAAAAGGGAAAAACGGCGAAAAGAUAUCAGCUUUUCCUUGCAGUUGUUUAUCUAAAUCUAAGCCAACAGCAGCUAGUGUGUGGUUCAGAAUAGCCCGAUAGUUUUUCGGCUGUAGCUCUCGCGAGUGGGAAGCAGUGGUGCGCCGGGAAGUUGAAAUUCGAAGGGGGACGAUGGUGAAGCAUUAGUGAAAAUCAUGAGAAAUCGAGAGAAGCAUAGAGCAUAGCUUGCAGUGAAUGUCGUGUGAUGAAGAGGAAAAAGGAGAAAAGCGAUGAAAUCUUAGUGUUCUUUAGGUUGUUACAUAUUUGUUAAUGUGCUGAAUAGGAGAUUUUUGGCUCUUGUACACUGCCUAGCGACAAUUCUCAUAACAGGUAACCAGCAAAGUGUGUUCAUUGAGUAAAUAAGUUAAACCCAAAUUUGGACGGCGAAAUAGCAGCUUCGACGAGGAAAAUAUUUCUGAUAGCCAAGUAAAUGCUCCAAGUAAAAUAGAAUAGAAAUUUUCGAGUAUUAUUGAUUGCGAAUGUUGUUCAACUACACUGCCAUUUCUAACCAACGUGAGAGUGUAUGUGUGUGUGUGAGAAUACAGUUCUUGUGUGUCUUCUAAAAGUGAAGUCGUGUUUGUUCUACACGGCGGCCAUCCAUCGCAUUGGUACAGCUUGCCAGCUAGCCUGCCAUCGCUAGAAGCAUCAGACUCACCGUCAUACAGCGAAACCGAGAAUCAUCGGAGAAUGGAAUAAAAGUGCAUGUGCUUGAAAGAGAAAAGGAGAGUGACCCGAGCCCAGGGUUGUACCGGAAGUUGUUGAGAAUCGCGCAUCGAGGAGGAAGUUUCACAGAGAUGAUUUGUUUCCUUGUGUGUGGAUAGAAAAAAAAAGUGUUGAUACUUACUGCCAAUAAGCAACCGUAUCUCUAGAAGCCGAUUUUUUUUUAGUGAAACCAAUAGUGAGAACUAAUUCAAAGCUGCCAUUUAAUGUUACGAAUCGAACACUAGUUUUUAACCGAGAAGGGAUUUAGCCAAACUUCCGAGCUUCAUUUCAACGAAUCUGUUAAGGUCGAUAAAAUCAUUCCAACAAUUGCUGUACGUCUGUCCGGACUUUACGCGUGCCAAUGAGGUUCACCUGCGUCUUGGGCUUAUGCUCAAAGUGAAUGGAGACUACGAACGUUCGCUGAAGCACCUGCAGCUCGCCUAUUCGGACUCGUCGCCGUGUACGUUCGGCAAGCUUGAAAUUCGCUUUCACAUCGCACAUCUGUAUGAGGUCCAGAACAAGUUCAAAGCUGCAAAAGAAGCCUACGAGCAGCUCCUUGCGGAUAAACAGCUGACAUCAGCGCUGAAGGCUGAUAUUUGCCGCCAGCUCGGAUGGCUCUAUCACAGCGUAGAGACACUCGGCGAUAAAGCACAACGCGAGCGUUUUGCUAUUCAUUGUUUGCAAAAAUCGAUCGAAGCGGAACCCAAGUCGGGCCAGACACUGUACCUGCUGGGACGGUGCUUUGCGGGAAUUAACAAGGUGCACGACGCUUUCAUCGCCUAUCGUAACUCGGUCGAAAAGAGCGAAGGAAACGCAGACACAUGGUGCUCCAUCGGAGUACUCUACCAGCAGCAGAACCAGCCUAUGGAUGCGUUGCAAGCCUACAUAUGUGCUGUGCAACUAGAUAAAUCCCAUUCGGCUGCUUGGACUAAUCUAGGUAUUUUAUACGAAAGCUGUAAUCAACCACGGGACGCUUAUGCCUGCUAUUUAAACGCCACAAAGAAUUCGGACGGACAGCAAUCGACCGUAGUGUCAGCCUUAACCACUGCCAGCAGUGCCAGUGUAACGAAUGUAACAGGAACUGCCGUAACGUCAGGAAACACCUCCAAUACAAACAUAGCUUCCACGAGUUCAUCCAGCACAGGAGCAGCAGCAGCAGCGUCAAUCACAACAACAGCACGCACUGGAACCAACGUCGGCGAUUCUACGAUUUCCACUGCCGGAUCCGUUAAGCCCCAGAACCUGGCUCAGAGGAUUAAGUUUCUGCAGCAGCAUCUGGCACACGCACCUAUGCCUAGUAUCACCUCCAAACGGCGGCAACUACCGUCGAUAGAGGAAGCGUGGAAUUUGCCAAUCUCAAACGAAAUGAGCUCUCGUCAACAGCAGCAAACGGCCGCAGCUCAGGCUCAGCAGCGGCAGUAUCAGAAAGGAUUCGUACAGGGUAAUCAGGCCCAAUUUCAAGGUAACAACCCGGCGGCGGCCAGCAAACGUUUCAAGCAGGAGGAUGGUCAAGUGGUACGCCCCGGCCAGGUGCCGAAUUUCUAUCUUAACCAGCAGCAACUGUCGAUGCUGCAAUAUAUGCAACAGAAUCAAGCCAGUUUAACCGCUCAGCAGCAAAAUUUGCUGCAACAGUAUGCCCAUCAGUACCGACUGAUGCAGCAACAUCAACAGCAGCUUCGUAUGCAGCAACAACAGCAACGGAAUCAGCAAAUUCAGCAGCAGCAACAGCAGCAACAACAGCAGCAGCAGGGUGGAGCAGCCACGUUCCAGGGUCAGCCAGUGACGGGCGGUUCCUAUGGACCGCAGACCCAGUCCCCGCAACACGGACAGUUGUUAGGUGGAAAUGGUAGCUUUGCUGUAGCUGGACAAACUUUCAAAACAAGCACUGGAGCAUACGCUGGUGUUGGCAGUUUCCAGAACCAGUCGAAUACCGCUGCCUUCACUCAGUUGGGGGGUGCCAAUCAGGCGGAUCUUGAUCAAGAAUUGCAAGCCCUUCUAUCGUCGAAGGAUGAUACUGCCACCUUUGCUGAGACACUUCUGAAACAGUUCGGUUCCGAUGAUUUGGACAUUAAGGACAUCAAGCAAAUUGAUCAGCACGGUCAAAACAGUGUUGCACUUGUUGAUCCAAGCACCGGUCGACCGGAUAGCGAAAAGUCACCUACAAUCAAGGCGGAAGCCGCUGGUGGUGGGGCAACUCCUGCAGCAAGUUCGGCCGCCGCAGCAAAGCGGCACCUAUUGGCAAAACAUGACAUCAAGCUAGAGCCGGUAAUAAAGAUCGAAAAACUUUCCGAGCCAACCCUAAAGCCGGGUUUCAGCAUCGAAAUGACGGCAAAGGAGCUUCUGCAGGCGGUCAAAAAAUCCGAUCUCAAAGACGUUCCGGCUAUCUGUUCGACGAUGAUGAUAGAUUCGCCCCCUCCCGCGCCGCCAGAAUGCCCACCACAGCGAUUAACCCGCGAACAGUUGCAACCUCCCACACCGUCGGUUUUUCUCGAGAACAAAAAACACGCGUACAGUCCACAGUUGCAGGAAUUUUGCCUGAAGCACCCCAUUGCGGUGGUGCGACAGUUAGGAGCCGCCCUCAAGCUCGAUUUGGGACUGUUUUCCACCAAAACGCUGGUCGAAGCUAAUCCCGAUCACAGUAUAGAGGUGCGAACGCAGGUGCACCAAUCGGCCGACGAGAACUGGGACCAGUCGAUGAAGUCUAAGGUGUGGGCGUGCAUUUCGCAUCGAUCGCACACGACCAUCGCCAAGUACGCGCAGUAUCAGGCGUCGAGCUUUUCCGAUAAGAUCAAGGAGGAACGUGACAAACUGGCUGGUGUUCCGCUUACCAACUCUGAUUCGGACUCGAAAGAUUCGAUAAACAACAGCAGUGGGGCUGGUUCCAACAAUGGCAGGCGAAAGCGGUGCAAAAAUGGCAACAAGAUGCUGCGAUUUGGCACAAACGUUGAUCUGUCGGACGAGCGGAAGUGGAAAACGCAACUGACGGAGCUGCAAAAGUUGCCACCAUUUGCCCGGGUUGUGUCGGCCGCCAAUAUGCUGUCCCACGUCGGUCAUAUGAUCUUGGGCAUGAAUACGGUGCAGUUGUACAUGAAAGUGCCGGGCAGUCGGACGCCGGGGCACCAGGAGAAUAAUAAUUUCUGCUCGAUUAACAUCAACAUUGGACCGGGAGAUUGCGAGUGGUUUGCGACGCCCGACUCCUACUGGGGCGGCAUUCAGGCACUUUGCGAAAAGAACAAUAUCAACUAUCUGCACGGAUCGUGGUGGCCUGCGUUGGAAGAUUUGUACGCGGAGAAUAUUCCGGUGUAUCGGUUCACGCAACGGCCCGGUGACCUGGUGUGGGUUAAUGCUGGAUGUGUGCACUGGGUGCAAGCGAUAGGAUGGUGCAACAACAUAGCUUGGAAUGUGGGGCCCCUCACGGCGCGACAGUAUCAGCUGGCGGUCGAACGGUACGAGUGGAACAAACUGGAAAACUACAAGAGCAUCGUACCGAUGGUACAUCUCAGCUGGAACCUUGCCCGCAAUAUUAAAGUUUCUGACACAAAACUCUUCGAAUUAGUCAGAACCUGUCUCAUGCAAACCAUGAAGCACUGUAUGCAAGUACUGGAGUAUGUGAAAUCGAAAGGCAUUGAAGUUCGAUUCCACGGACGAGGAAAGAAUGAGGCAUCCCACUAUUGCGGGCAAUGUGAAGUGGAAGUCUUCAACAUUUUGUUCAUUCGGGAGCAGGAAAAGCGUCACGUUGUGCACUGUAUGGGUUGCGCACGGAAGCAGGCACCGACGCUGCAAGGUUUCGUCUGUCUCGAGGAGUACAAACUGGCUGAACUGAUGCAGGUGUACGAUGCUUUCGUACUGCACCAGCCGCCUCCGUUAUCCAUUCAACCACCGUCAGUACCGGCACCUUCGCAAUCGCCUCAGCAGCCCAUUUCACUGCCGCUGGUACCUGCUGGUCAGCAACAACAACCAUCAUCACUCGCAGCAUCCUCGUCAACCAUUACCAUCAGUUCGUCUUCGUCCAGCUCGUCGAUCGGUGCUGUACCGAGCAUUCUACCCUCGGGUAGCAAUAGCAGUAGUAACGGCGCCAGCGGUGGAACGAUCGCAACUCCGAUACAGUUGUCGUGAAACCUCGAGGGAGAGUAUCAGCAGCAGCAGCAGCAGCUGAUGGUGAAAGAUGACGACUAAGAUCAAGGUUUGUUCGUUUAUACGGUUCAAGAGUUUAUUUAAAAUCCUAUUUCGUUCAGUUUAGUUCAAUUUUUUGACAUUUUAUUUUGAGACAGAGUAGUGUCUCAACGGAAAAGACUUAACUGAUCCAUCCCAAACAUUGAAGAGAUAGAAAGUCGAACUUUUUUGUGAAUAUUUCUUUAUUGUACAUAUUCAAAGUGUCGAAAGGGUAAAACUAGGAAUAAAACGGGGGCUUCGAUCUGCUGAUCUCGAAUAAAAUACACGUAAUUAUUUAUGCAACUAAUCACUGCUUUACUAGCUGUACAUUGUUUCGCGACGAACCGUCGCGAAAGGAUAAAUAUUUAAUUCAUAUAGAACAUGCAGACGAAGCGAUCACGUUUCUUUAACUAUAAGUAGUUUAAUUUAUUUCGAUAGCAGAGUUAGGGAAGUGCAAAGAUUUCAUGAGUUCUCACUUCCCGAAUCUCGUCGAUAUCUUGUCGUAUAAUUCCGCGUUGUUGGUCUGUUCGUCGUUGUCGACCCGAAACGAAAUGAUCCACUUUUUGUUUGCUUAAGUAAGAACAAGAAAAACAAACCAAACAGCAAACCCGACCGUAGAAUCGAACAAUGCAAGCAACAAAAGAAAAAAAACAGAAAAUCAAUAGUUUUUACACUCAAAACAAAAACAUAGUAGCAUCCGUAACGAGCAAAACAAAAUGAAAAACUCAGGAAAACUUACGAAAAACGUUUAAAGAAAUUAGCGAAUCAGAAACAUAAAAAAAAGUAAGUUAACAUUUUUGAAGUGACAAAUUCAUUGAAUCAUACAUUACGCACUAUUUCGCAGUAGACACACUCGGAACCGGGAAAGCGGUUGGGGGAAACCCCACCAGUCGAAGAAAAUAUCCCAUAUAUUUUUCUAUCUCAGCAAACAAACAGAGCAAAAAUUUUCAGCUACAUUUUAUAAGAGAAAAAAUUAAACGCGUACAUAAUAACAACUACCAAAUAGAAAUAAAGACGAAAAAUGUUCAGCAUUAUAAAACAAAAUAUGUGUUUAGGAUGGAGUUCUGUUGUAAUUAUGACAGGCGGGCGCGCGCGCUAGGUAGUUGCGAUAAAACGGAGUUUAGAAGAAGGUGUUUGAGCAUAGGUUGUACGUACAUACGUUGAUUGAUGUCAGUCAAGCGGCUUCAGUCGAAUUUAGCUUACAUUUCGUGGGGAAUUUUGACGGACAGAUGGACGUAUUUUGCUUAACAAAAUAACUACUGACACAACCUGAAUUUUAACCAAAAGGUAAAAAAUGUCGUCAAAUGGUUCAUAGCCUAAGCCUCAGGUUUCCACAGCGAUGAUGCGAAUUAAAAACUCCACGACAACAUAAACAACUACUCACGACACUGACUUUAAUGA